AUGGAUCUCCAACGUAAUGCCCAGACAGUUAUUCAAUGUGACCUGUGUGAGACUGCUGGGGUACAGAUGCUUUGUGAUGUCUGUAAUGUCAAUUUAUGUAUAAAUUGUAUUGGAAAACAUGUUUCUGAUGGCUACGACAAACACAACGUGGUUCCAUUCAAAGUACAGAAAUCAACCUUGAUUUUUCCAAGGUGUACAAUACAUCCUAUCAAAAGCUGUGAGUUACAAUGUAAGGAUUGCAACAUUCCCAUUUGUUCAUUUUGCUCGGAAUCCAAACAACACGAAGAACACGAACUCUUACCUCUUUUAGAAAUGUUUGCUGCAAAAAAAGAAUUCAUUGAAAACGAGGAGAAAGAAUUAAAGAACUAUGUUUCCUCAACAUAUAGAACAAGGGUUAUUGAAAUAGAAGCUGAGAUGACCAGGAUACAUGGCGAUUAUGAAAAACUUUGUGAAUUUGUGACAGAACGGGGAAAACAAUGGCACAGAAUGAUUGAAAAAAUCACUAAAGAAAUGCUAGAUGAAAUUAAUGAGAUGAAGAGCAGACACCAGAGUAUUCUGAAACAACAUCUCGAGGAAAUCAAAAUGAUACAGUCUCUUAUUGACCAAACACUGCUUAAUAUAAAUGAAAUCAAGGAAUCUAAUGAUGUGGCCGUGGCUGUGGAGUACACCUCUAGAGUCAAAGAAUUUAAUAAAUUUCCCCCCAAAAUUCAAAUAUUCCUACCCACCUUUAGUCCACAAUAUAUAGACGCUGGACUGGUUCACAAAUUAUUUGGAUCUUUAACACCUUUACUUGCCAAACGAGAAGCGGAAAGUUACAGACUUCUGAAUCCUGAAGCCACAGCAAAGGCACUGUUGGAAGAAUCAAAGCUGAUCUCUUCCAUAAAUACUGCAAGCACAAAUCUUCGCAGUGUAACAUGUCUUAAAGAAGAGGAAUUCUGGACAUGUUCAAGGGUCAGUGGUUUAAUACAAUGCUUCAGCACGCAAGGCUUACUCGAAUCUUCUGUCAAAACCAAAUCCAGAGAAUCUCCAAACGAUAUAGCUUUGACCAGUGAAGGAGAUUUGUUAUACACGGACUGGAAAACAAAAACCGUGAAUAAAGUGAAAAACAAAAAAAUAAAAGAAAUGAUUAGAGUACAAGGCUGGAUCCCUAACAAUCUCUGCGUGACCUCCUCUGGCGAUCUACUGGUUACCAUGUACAGUGAUGAUAAAACAACUCAAUCUAAAGUUGUCCGUUACUCUGACUCCACCGAAAAAGAUACAAUCCAGUUUGAUGAUGAGGGUAAACCACUUUAUUCUGGAAACAAGCUCUCUAAAUAUAUCAAUGAGAAUAGAAACCUGGAUAUAUGUGUGGCUGACUAUGGAGCCGGUGCUGUAGUGGUGGUCAAUCAGGCUGGAAAACUCAUGUUCAGAUAUACUGGCCACUCCUCAACUAUUAAGAUAGACCCAUUUAAGCCAAGAGGAAUCACAACAAACAACCAUUAUCAGAUCCUGACAGCAGAUUACGAGAACCAUUGCAUUCACAUCUUAAGCCAAGAUGGACAUUUCCUCGGUUACGUAGAUGAUGUGACAACCCCAUAUGGUCUGUGUGUGAACGAAAGUGAUUAUCUCUUUGUUGCUGAGGAUUAUACAGGAGAUGUCCUGAAAAUUAAAUAUGUCAAGUACUAG
Saccostrea cuccullata (small rock oyster) is the source of this 1665-nucleotide messenger RNA. RefSeq lists its product as uncharacterized. Gene Ontology annotation, molecular function: protein binding; zinc ion binding. The record is from RefSeq and is a predicted model, not a curated record. The transcript has a single exon. NCBI's taxonomy places the organism in Eukaryota, Metazoa, Mollusca, Bivalvia, Ostreida, Ostreidae. The coding region runs from base 1 to 1665 and encodes 554 amino acids.